Messenger RNA from Nycticebus coucang (slow loris), 466 nucleotides. RefSeq names its product UPF0235 protein C15orf40 homolog. Bases 2 to 466 code for a protein of 154 amino acids. The record is from RefSeq and is a predicted model, not a curated record. NCBI's taxonomy places the organism in Eukaryota, Metazoa, Chordata, Mammalia, Primates, Lorisidae. The transcript has a single exon. Gene Ontology annotation, cellular component: cytoplasm.
GAUGCUGCCGCUGGGCUGCGGGUGGAGGCAGCUUGGGGCAGGGCCAGGCGCUCCGGCCUUCGCUCGGCUCUGUUCUGGCGCCGAUAUGCCUAAGAAGGCUGGUGCGACGAGCAAGGGUAAAAGCCAGAGCAAUGAACCAGAGAGACCACUGCCUCCCUUAGCUCCUGUGGCAGUUGAUCCAAAAGGUUGUGUCACCAUAGCCAUCCAUGCCAAACCUGGCUCCAAACAGAACGCUGUAACAGAUUUGACAGCAGAAGCCCUAAAUGUAGCCAUUGCAGCAUCUCCAUCAGAGGGGGAGGCUAAUGCUGAGCUCUGCCGGUAUCUUUCCAAGGUCUUAGAACUCAGGAAGAGUUAUGUGGUUUUGCAUAAGGGUGGUAAGUCUCGUGAAAAGGUGGUGAAACUUUUAGCCUCCACAACUCUAGAAGAGAUCUUGGAGAAGUUAAAAAGGGAAGCUGAAAAAAACUAA